This is a messenger RNA of Bombus huntii, 2213 nucleotides long. RefSeq names its product deoxyribodipyrimidine photo-lyase-like. Lineage: Eukaryota; Metazoa; Arthropoda; Insecta; Hymenoptera; Apidae. Gene Ontology annotation, biological process: photoreactive repair. Gene Ontology annotation, molecular function: deoxyribodipyrimidine photo-lyase activity. The coding region runs from base 703 to 2187 and encodes 494 amino acids. The record is from RefSeq and is a predicted model, not a curated record. The transcript has 7 exons.
CAUCGUGUUUCGACAUUGUAUAAGUGCGUAUCGAAACGCUGUUUACUUCUAUCGAAUAAAAUAGUUGUUACAUACUACUUCUACACAUUUUAUACGUUCUACGAUCACACAGUGUGUCGUAAAGUUGGGUUUGUUUCAACUUGUCCAAAUGAAUAGAUACAUGUAUGCAAGAAGAAACAUAAUGUUACAAUUAAUAGCAGUCAGCGAAGAAACAAACAAUGCGUAAGGAAUUUGCUGUAUAUGUUACAACGAAUUAAAAUAAAUUGCUUUGAAUCAUAUAUAUUAUUGAAUAAUUUUUUACCCAUCCAUUUUUACGUUUUCUUUCAUUUUAAUGGUGCACUGUGUCCUCCAGUUAUCUUUCAUUUUUCUAUUUUUACCUAUUUGAAGUCUAUUAAAAAUUAUAUGAACAUAAUAAAACAGCUGAUUCAAGGGAAUAACCAAUCAGAAAAUAAGUAACAGUACGGACUCUAAUAUGGCGGGUUUCUAACUCUAAGUUAGUAGCGUUUUAGCUAGGUUAAAUGAUUUAGAUAAAUUGUUCUAUAUUUCAUAUAUUCUAGGCUGUAAGAUAUAUGUAUUGCGUAAUAUGAUUUAAUAUUCUAUAGUCGUAAGUUGUUAAGUUCAAAAGUUGUAAGAAUCGUACAAAGUAUUAUAUGUAUAGAUAUUUCAGUAUUAUUUAGUAUAAAUAAAAUUGUACACAAAAAUAUGGAUGAGCUAAAUCCAUCUAAGCGCAAAAAAGUUGUCAAUCUUCUAAAAAAAUUUGAAGAGAAUAGAAAAAAUGUAUCUGAAUCUAUUAUGACAUUUAAUUUUAAUAAACAACGUAUUAAACAUUUAAGCGAAUUAAAUGAUGUUAAAGAAAACUGUAAGGGUAUCUUGUAUUGGAUGUUUCGUGAUAUUAGGACACAAGACAAUUGGGCUCUGCUCUUUGCCCAGAAAAUUGCUGUGAAAAGAAAUGUACCCCUCCAUAUAUGUUUUUGCAUAAUGCCAAGUUUCCUAAAUGCUUCUAUGAGAUAUUACAAAUUUCUUUUAAAAGGAUUAAUGGAGAUUGAAGAAGAAUGCAAACAACUGAAUCUAAACUUUCAUCUUUUACAUGGUGAACCAAAUGAGAGUAUUCUUAAAUUUGUAAAAACAUAUAACAUGGGAGCUGUGAUCGUUGAUUUUUAUCCACUGAAGUUACCUAUGUUAUGGAUCGAUAACGUACAAAAGAAUCUUCCAGAAGAUGUCCCUAUUUAUCAAAUAGAUGCUCAUAAUAUUGUGCCUUGCUGGUAUGCAUCAUCAAAACAGGAGUUUGCUGCUAAAACCAUCAGAAAUAAAAUAAAUACAAAAUUACAGGAAUUUUUAACAGAAUUUCCUCCUGUUAUUAAGCACCCAUAUUUAACAAAAGAAAAAUUUGAAAACAACAAUUGGGAUAUAACUUUGCAAGAUGUAGAAGCAAGUAAGCCAACAACUGAAAUUACAUGGGCUAAACCAGGAUAUAGAAAUGGUAUUAAGGAACUUGAAAAUUUUAUACAGAAUCACUUACAAAAAUAUGGAGAUGAACGUAAUAAUCCUUUGUCAAAUGCCAUCAGUAAUUUAUCACCUUGGUUUCAUUUUGGUAUGAUCUCAGUACAACGUUGUAUUUUGGAAAUACAAGAAUAUAAAGGAUUGUAUAAAAAAUCAGUUGAAUCCUUCAUGGAGGAGGCUAUUAUUAGAAGAGAACUUAGUGAUAAUUUUUGUUUCUAUAAUGAAAAGUACGAUCUUGUUGAAGGUGCCUAUCCUUGGGCUAUAAAAACACUAAAUAAACAUCGGAAGGAUACAAGAAAAUAUGUAUAUUCUUUAAGUCAGUUGGAAAAUUCUAAAACACAUGAUGACUUAUGGAAUGCAUGUCAAAAUCAAAUGAUAAUAACAGGAAAAAUGCAUGGAUUCUUAAGAAUGUAUUGGGCAAAGAAAUUAUUAGAAUGGACUGAAACACCUGAGAUUGCUUUAGAAUGGGCCAAUUAUUUAAAUAAUAAGUACAGUAUCGAUGGUUGUGAUCCGAAUGGUUAUGUAGGUUGCAUGUGGUCUAUCUGUGGUGUCCAUGAUCAUGGUUGGCCAGAAAGAGAUAUAUUUGGGAAAAUAAGAUAUAUGAAUUAUAAUGGAUGUAAACGAAAAUUUAAUGUUGCCGAAUUUGUUAUGAAAUGGGGAAAGAAGAAAGCUAAUGAACUUAUAUAAAAGCAAAGCCACUAAUUAUAAUUAUA